Messenger RNA from Myotis brandtii (Brandt's bat), 3243 nucleotides. It is a transcript of the gene EIF4E2, whose product is annotated as eukaryotic translation initiation factor 4E family member 2. Lineage: Eukaryota; Metazoa; Chordata; Mammalia; Chiroptera; Vespertilionidae. Bases 96 to 710 code for a protein of 204 amino acids. The record is from RefSeq and is a predicted model, not a curated record. Gene Ontology annotation, cellular component: eukaryotic translation initiation factor 4F complex; cytoplasm. The transcript has 7 exons. Gene Ontology annotation, molecular function: RNA 7-methylguanosine cap binding; translation initiation factor activity. Gene Ontology annotation, biological process: translational initiation.
GUUUUGCCUUUCUACUUAGAUUGAAAGAUGAUGACAGUGGUGACCAUGAUCAGAAUGAAGAAAACAGCACACAGAAAGAUGGUGAGAAGGAAAAAAUGGAACGGGACAAAAGUCAGAGCAGCAGCAAGAGGAAGGCUGUUGUCCCGGGACCAGCAGAGCAUCCCUUGCAGUACAACUACACUUUCUGGUACUCCAGGAGAACCCCCGGCCGACCCACCAGCUCACAGAGCUAUGAACAGAAUAUCAAACAGAUUGGCACCUUUGCUUCUGUGGAGCAAUUCUGGAGGUUUUACAGCCACAUGGUACGUCCUGGGGACCUGACAGGCCACAGUGACUUCCAUCUCUUCAAAGAAGGAAUUAAACCCAUGUGGGAGGAUGAUGCAAAUAAAAAUGGUGGCAAGUGGAUUAUUCGGCUGCGGAAGGGCUUGGCAUCGCGUUGCUGGGAGAAUCUCAUCCUGGCCAUGUUGGGGGAACAGUUCAUGGUUGGGGAGGAGAUCUGUGGGGCUGUAGUCUCUGUCCGGUUUCAGGAGGACAUUAUUUCAAUAUGGAAUAAGACUGCCAGCGACCAAGCAACCACAGCCCGAAUCCGGGAUACGCUUCGGCGAGUGCUUAAUCUACCUCCCAACACCAUUAUGGAAUACAAAACCCACACCGACAGCAUCAAGGCCUGGGAGGAGUUUCAUGGCCUGGUGAACAGCAGCGGCCGCUGAUCGGACGCUCCCCUCUGUCUCUCAUACUCAGGGGACAAUUCAAGCUUUCGAAAUACAAAAAUCACAUUGUGAACGUACACAAGCUGGCAAUAAUCCUUUUCCUUAAGUAUGUGUGUGUUUGUCCGAAAUGGAUGGGAGGUCUCCAGCUGGUCCUUCCAUCUGCUUACUGAAGGGACGUCCCUUUUGCACUCAUUCCUGGAGGAUGGAUUCUGCUAGACACCCUCCAGCAUCGCUGACUUUAUAAAGUGGAAAGAUGGCAAACGUGACUUUGUAAUAGACACACUUUUUUUUUUAAUGGGUUUCUGUGGGGGGAAGUCUAGCCUUUCAUUUUGCUGUGUGCUGUCCAGAUGCCUCGCAGGCCCUCUGUCAUGCUCCUCUCUACUGUACAAAGGGUGUCGCAACCACGUGUACCAGCCAGAGCUGUCCACUGAGACUUGUCAGUAUUACGAAUGUCUGUGCAUCCAGGAAAACUUUUUGUUGGAGGUCCCGGGAUAGCUGUAAAUGCUCUUCUAGCUUUGCCAUUAAAUUAUUGGGACGUUUUGUUUAUUUUGCUCCCCUCUUCCCCCAAGCCCACCACCUUCUGAAAAUGUGUUGCUGAUUUUGCAUGGUUUCCUGCCUUAUGCCCUCUGUCUUCCCUCGUGUGGGACUCUUUCCUCUUAGGCACUGCUGCACUUAGAACUAUAAUCCAGGUGGCUACGGCCCCUGAGGCGGCUCAGAAGGUGACUGAAAAUUAAACUGGAGCGGCAUCUGGUUUGUUGGGAGCAGGAUUCUAGCAGAGGUUCUGAGUGUGGGAUUUGGAGCUGAAGACAGUGUUGAAACCAUUUCCCCAGAUGAUCAGGGCCUGUGUGAGCAGCCUGUUUCUGUGGGUUCUUGCACACCCCUCAUUGAGGAAGGGAAGCAAAAGCUGGUUUUUGCCAGGUAUUAAUACUUAGUAUGAUAAGUUCUGUGAUCCUGAAACUGGGACAACUGAAGAAAAGGUGACCAUGAUAGAUGACUUUCUUUGCAAGGCUGUGCCUGUCUGCAGUGGUUGGAGACCUGCUUUCAGUCCUCGUCACCUGGUAUAUGUUAGGCUACUGCAGGCAUGCUUUAGAAAUGACCGGGCAUGCAUCAGAGAAGCUGGGUCAUCUGACUCAGAAGGACUGCAGUCAGAGAGGCCGAGAAGCACCUAGGAUUGAAAUAAGUACUGAGUACCAAUCGUACAGCAACCUCCAAGGAGCACUGUCUUACUAGGCUCUUGUGAGCAGAGAUCGAAGUACCUUAAAUUAAGGUCUCUCCUAAAACCUAUCCUUGCAGACCAGGGGUCCUUAGCCACCUGGUCUCAGAGAAGUCGUAGGAGAGUAGCAGGCAUUUCCUUAUUGUAUUUAUAUUACUCUCCUACUUUCCAACUCCUAAACACCCUCUAAUCACCACUGUUUUGGGAUGUUUUUCCCUAAAAACAGAGGAGUACAGGGGCCAAAGGGAGGUGCUUCCGUUAUAGGUGAAGUUAGAUCGGAUAAGAUCUAGCAAUGAUUUAAACUCCAGGAAUGUGAAGAAUAAAUUCUAGUGCCUGGACCAUUGUGAAGGGCUCAGGCAAACAAACAUAGGAGCAACAUGGCUGAAAUGGGGAGCAGAGGCUGCCUCCCGAGGUCUGUGUAGCCCCAGGGAGGUCUGUACUUCUGCCUAAACUCAGAAUUGCCAUGGAUAUUCCAAAGAGAGCAGACACUUGGAUGUGCCCUCCUCUGGGCAUCUACCUGACUAUUGUGUGGGUGCGUGUGCGCAAAGUGUUCUCGAGUGAGGGAUUUGUCACGCCCAGUGCUUGGGUGUAUUGUCCAUGUUCAUGUUGCUUUUUUUUUUUUUUUAUCUCAUUUGUUCAGAUCUUUUACUCUUGUAUUUUCCAGAUCUGCUCAUGUCUCCCUUCCACUUUUGAAAGUUAUUUUUUUCCAUCAAAAAUAGGCUGACCCUAUGUUAGGUCAAACCAGAGUUAUUUGUUAGGCAGCAUCUUACCCUCAGAGCACUCCAGAUACUCUGCCUAACAGCUUCGAAUGAGAGCUUGAGGAGUCACUUUAUCCACAUCACCCAUUCUCCAGCCUGGCUUGAGAGGUCUUUUCACUUUCUGACUCCAUAGGCCGCUGCUGGGCUGAGACAUGACACAUGCGUGGUUACGGUUUUGUCUGUUCUAGAGACACGGGGAAGGGUGCACCUAACAAAUGUAGACGCUGCUGCUGGGAUAUGGGGAGUCUCUUUCCACUUUGCACAGGCGGGCUGUUUUCCCAAGACCCCUCUGCUGAGUUUGCCAUUUGAAACUGGCCCCUCCUCCUCUCCUGUUCUCUUCUCAUUUUGUCUUUCUAUUCCUGUGCGUGUUUGUGUUUUCCUUGUGACAUUGGCAGCGGCAAUAAGUUUCUACCCAGAGAGAAGCUUAUGGUCCGCAAUGCUCUAGGAAUGAAUUUCUAAGGAUCUGCCAGCGGAGGAGCAGAGGCCGUGGCAGGAGGGAUCUAGUGUUGCACUUUCAGAGCCAUUGUCUACUGCAGUAAUAAAUGGAAAGUAUCAGCAAGAA